AUGGUCACUAUGACCACGUACCGCCAUCACGGCAUUUCUGCCGCCCAAGUGGUUGCUAGGCGACAAGUUCGCAUGCAUCUGAGAAAGAUCAGGGAAAGGGAGUAUUCGAAACUACGGGCUUUGGUGCCGUCUGUAGCUGCACAGAAAAAAGUUACCAAGGUUCAGGUGAUUGAAGAGGCGGUCAGGUACAUUGAGGAGCUGCAUGCCACCCUCUUGGAGAGGUUCAGACAACAGCACGAAACGGUCAGAACGUUUGUGAGUCGAAUGAUGACCCAGACUUCAAGCUCUGCUCCGGCUGCCCCGGACAACAGCUCCGUCCCUCCUUUUGUCAAGAGGUCAUCUAGUACCUUCGAGAAACAGAGGAGCCAACCCACAUUCCUUCUGAGGAAGAGACGAAAGAUUUAG
Molecule: messenger RNA, 405 nt
Organism: Candidula unifasciata
Lineage: Eukaryota; Metazoa; Mollusca; Gastropoda; Stylommatophora; Geomitridae
Source: the annotation of a GenBank genome assembly